AAAACCCCCACGACCGAAGAGUUUGUUAAGCUUCAGGAGCCGUGUGUAAAAGACUGCUCUUUGAGUACAGUGUUUAUUCUCAUCUGGGACGGGUUUUAGUGAAAUGAACUGUAGUUGUGUAAUGAAAAGGGAACGACUCGGGGACUCGAGGCCAGACUCCACGCCUCCAUCCUCCAGUCUCAUCCAAACACCGGAGAAAGAAUGGGAGCAUUUUGUGUGGCCCCGGCCGGUGCUCUGAAUUCCUUCCAUGCUUAAAGGAAACUGAGCUGCUUGCUCGCUCUCUCUCUCUCUCUCUCUCUCUCUCUCUCUCACACACACACACACACACACACACACACUCAUUACAACCUGCUUCAGGAAGCACUGGAAGAUUUUACACAUUAGAACGGGUUUUGUUCCAACAAGACAAGCCCAAGGGUUUUUUUUUGUUGUUUCUUCGGUGUGUUUUUUUUUUGUUUGUUUACAGAUGAAUGAAUAAGAGUUUUUGAGAGUGUGCAACAAAGAGAGAGAGAGAGAGAGAGAGAGAGAGAGAGUUAAAACGACCCGUGGAAGUGGGAGGUGGGAAAAGAGUUUCCUGUUGUUGGACAAGAUCAGUCAGGACAGAGCGAGCAAGCGAGCAGCACAAAGAGACAGAAAGUUCAGACCGAGAGAGAGAGAGGAGAAGAUGGGGUUAGCUGUGCUCCUGCUUGCUGCGUUGGCAUUGCCGUGCGUGUCCUGGGCUGAGACCGAAGGAAACAGCACCGCUCUCGGGCAGGACCGGACCGCUCAGGAUAUCCAGAGUGACUGGGUGAGAGGGAGAGGAGACACUCCAGACAUCGAGGAGCCCGAGCCCGUGCCCGAGCCCGUGCCCGAGCCCGAACCCGAGCCCGAGCCCGAACCCGAGCCCGAACCCGAGCCCGAACCCGAGCCCACGGCUGCCGAAUCCGACUACGAGAGCAACUACAACUACUUGUUGUCCAGGCUGGCAGCGAUGGACCAGGCCAUCCAUAAGCUGAACGUGGGCCAUUACACGCUGGACGUGAAGGUGAGCCAGCUGCAGGACCGGUUGUUGCGGAUGGAGGGCAAAGUGGCCGACGUCGAGGACUCCAUCCACGACGUCUCGAACUUCUGCAAGGACAACCGCAAAGAAAUCGGCCGUCUGGAAGGUUGCGUUAAGGGCCGGAAAGUGGGCCAGAAGUGCUUCCUGGUGUACCGUGUCUACGACACUUACGUCGGCGCUUCUCAGAAAUGCCAGGAGCGCGGCGGACGCAUGGCGAUGCCGCGAGAUCGCCGUGAACAAGAGGCUCUGGCUGAGUACGUGAAGCUGGCGUUACCCGGUAGCAACUGGCCCGUGUGGCUGGGCAUUAACGACCUGCGCUCUGAGGGGCUCUACCUGUUCGACGACGGCACGCGCGUCACCUAUUUCCAGUGGAGGAAGCACUUCCUGUCCAGCCAACCCGACGGCGGGAAACGCGAGAACUGCGUCGCCAUGUCCUCCGACGACGGAGACUGGUGGGACAACUACUGCGACCGGCGCAUGUACUACCUGUGCGAGUUUGAGGCUUGACCUCUGACUCCGAUGUGUUCCUGUAAUUAGGGGUGGAGCCCAAAGUCAUAUAACUCAAAUCUAAAAGGUGCAGUUUGUAAUGUUUUUCUCUCCAGCCUUCCUCCACAAACAACCGCCAGACAUCUGUUGAAACGACAUAUUUCUCGUGAGCCGGGCAGCUGUUUUCCAGCUGGGGGGCGGAGCUCAUUUCAGGGCCAGAAAUACAGUAUGUAAUCCGAAGGCCUGAAACGAAUCCAUUGAACGGCAACCGAAUGGCGAUGUCUCUCUUAUCCUUCGAUUACUUCAAAACGACGUAGGAGUAUUAUUUUCUCUGAUUCUCGCCGCUGAAAUAUGUGACACACUGUAGCUUUCUCUUCGAUGACGUCCUUAUUAUUAUUAUUAUUAUUAUUAUUAUAGAAAGCCUUCUUUCUCACACGCGUACCGUCACGUCCGUAAUAACGUCCCGCCUUCUACUUAGGGGACGUAGUUAGACGAGUACUUUUAACCGCUUCAUCGUUUCUUUACUUACAAUUUAACGCACAUGGAGUUAACGAUAAAAAAGGUAUUCUCUGUUACAAAUAAAUAAAUAAAUAAAUAAACAAACAAAUAAAUAAAUGAAAAGGGAAGUUCCUGACUACUUCGACUGGAUUCAAAGGAAACCUUCUUAUUUCAUUGGAAUCCGUUUCUGUACUAUUCAUUUCCACACUAUUUUAACGAGAUACGGUUUAUAAAUGUACCUGGUGUAUAUGUAUAUAUAUUUUAUAUAACGACCGGAUGCUUGUGGCGGUUUGGGGGAAAAUGAAUAAAUAAACGGUCGGAUGUGGUUGCAUUCAAUAAAAGUCUAUAGUUUUUA
Molecule: messenger RNA, 2378 nt
Organism: Ictalurus furcatus (blue catfish)
Lineage: Eukaryota; Metazoa; Chordata; Actinopteri; Siluriformes; Ictaluridae
Gene: clec11a
Product: C-type lectin domain containing 11A
Exons: 4
Coding region: 665-1546 (293 amino acids)
Source: RefSeq, a predicted model, not a curated record